AUGUCUCUCGCUGUUAUCGUCGUCUCGCUCCUCUUGCUCCGCGGCGCAUCGCAGCCGUCCGUCAUGGCGCAGAUGCCCGACGUCAUGCCACGUGGGCAGAUCGGCGGCGAGGCGGGUAUCGAGCGAGCCAUGUCUCUUUUCCGCGUGAGUUCUCGCUCCCUCGCUCGCUCCCGUCUGCACACAGCUCCUCGCGCCGCUCUCCGCGCUCCGCGCUACUCCGUCCUCGCGUCACGCUCUCUCGUCACCUCAACUCAUCUCCUCACACCCUUCGUCUUGAUCCCUCAGAUAUGGGAGGACGCGUACGGGCUGAAACCCGACAUAUGGGAGGAGGCCUAUGGAUUGAAACCCGACGUUCACUUGCCGCCCGCGAAAAUCACCUUGCCGGCCAUCGUGCCGCGCGCGCCGCACCUGGAGGACUGCGAGGCGCUGACGGCGGCGAGGAAGGAGUCGGAGCAACGCGGAGGGGACGGGGAGCCUCCCCUGUGGGCGCGGGCUGUGAAUAACUGCUCGGAAUGCAACCCCCAACCACCAUGGGUGUGCGUGUCCGAUGCGGGCAAUCUACCGCUGACGCGUGUGGUGCAGUGGGACCUGUGGUGGGAGCACCAGCUGUUUCCCCUGCCAUUUUCUCUUCCAUGUCUCUCCCCACCCCACCUCCCCUCGCGCCUGCCUUCCCCCCAACCAGGUGCGCAGGUGCGCGGAUCGGAUGCAGACAAUCUACCGCUGACGCGGGUGGUGCAGAGGGAUCUGUGGGAGCACCAGCUGUUCCACGGCAGCUGCGAUGGCAGGCGCCUGCUCGUCGUGCCGUGGCCCACCAAGACCCACCACGGCGUGGGGUCACAGAUACACGUGAUGAGCACGUUUCUGAGCCUGGCCUUGAUUCACAACCGCACACUCGUGCCCGCGCCUGGCUCGUACGACCGAGCAUUCACUGAGACAUGCAAUUCCACAAAGACAGGUGGGGCGUGGGGUUGCUACUUCUUCCCCAUAGUGAAUCCCGACUGUGAGCGCGUGGUCUCGGAUAUGACAGCCAGCAGCACCAUGCCCCCUCUCUCCUCUGACAAAGUGGGCCACAAUCGCCUCGCUGCCUCGGGCGACCUUGUGGUGCAUCUCAACGCCAGCUGCGACAGCCAGAUGAAGCUUGAGGCGCGUGCUGCUAAGCUAUGGGGCGAUGCGUACGCGAGGGCCCCGAAUGUGGUGGAUUACACUCAUUCGGGGAGCAGCCGCACGCUAUGGGGCGAUGCGUUCGCGAGGGCCCCGAAUGUGGUGGAGUAUAUGGGGGAGCAGCCGCCUGCUGAGACCAAUCACCCCGUGGUGCGUUCGUGUGCACUGGUGGCGAUCCCAGUUGGCGCGCUUCAUAACGCGCUGGUUGGCGGUGACGCGCUGGUUGGCGGUGCACUGGUGGCGAUCCCAGUCAACGCGCUUCAUGCUGCGCUGGCCCUCACUUCACACGUGCACUGGUGGCGAUCCCAGUCAACACGCUUCAUGCUGCGCUGGCCCUCCCCUCACACGUGCCACCAAAGCAACAAGGAGCGCCACACCGCCUACGGCCUCCUCACCGCAUCCCACCUCUCGCGCUACACCGAAACCCAGACCGAGAUCCUCCGGGCCGUCGCAGGCAACACAUCCGAGUCACCCGAAUCCAAGAAACUUUCCGAGAUUUCCGCGGGCCCUCCGGGACCCAUUGAAUCGCAAGUCUGGACCGUCCGGGGGUUCGCGGGGUGUAAAGGGACCUGCAUGAGUGCUGCAGAUGCCAAGGCGAUAAAGGAGACGUACGCAUCGUUGGGAGGGGAGCCGUUUGUGAUGCGGCCGAUUGUGAGUGUGCACGUGCGGCAGAGCGACAAAGGGACUGAGAUGCGCCUGUCGCCGCUCGCCACGCACAUGUUCUUCGUGCAUCGGCUGCGCCGCCACGUGCCGGACCUGCGACACGUGUGGCUGAACACCGAGAUGGAGAGGUGCGUGGAGAUGUGUCUGUCGCCGCUCGCGACGCACAUGUUCUUUGUGCACCGGCUGCGGCGCCACGUGCCGGACCUGCGAUACGUGGGGCUCAAUACAGAGAUGGAGGUGUGUGGGGCAACGAAUGCUUGCCUUGCCCAUGCCUUCUACUCCUCCACCUCUUUAUCGCUUGCCAAUGGCGUUGCUUGUCUUCCCUAA
Molecule: messenger RNA, 2151 nt
Organism: Closterium sp. NIES-65
Lineage: Eukaryota; Viridiplantae; Streptophyta; Zygnematophyceae; Desmidiales; Closteriaceae
Source: the annotation of a GenBank genome assembly